AUCAGCAACGAGUUAGGCUUCACCACACUCGUCAACUCCAGCAAAGAUGUCCACAUCCUGCUCACGACCAGGUUCAUCCGAAUGUUCGCAUACGGCUCAAGCACUCUGAUUCUGGCUCUCUACUUCGCCAGUCUAGGCCAUAGCGACACCAAGAUCGGUCUCUUCAUGACACUGACACUCGUCGGAGACGUCCUCAUCUCCCUCGCCCUAACACUAGUAGCAGACACUCUAGGCCGUCGUCGAAUUCUGCUUGUAGGAGCAGCUCUAAUGAUGUUCUCCGGAAUCAUCUUCGCCACAUUCUCCAAUUACUGGUUCCUACUCUUCGCAGCGAUCGUGGGCGUUAUCUCUCCCAGUGGAAACGAAAUCGGACCUUUCCGUGCCGUGGAAGAGUCCACGCUCGCACAUCUAAGCGAGGCGAACACGAGAUCAGAUAUCUUUGCUUUGUACGUUGUAGCUGGGACUUUAGGCGCUGCAUCCGGUAGUCUGGGCGCAGGAUGGCUUACGCAGAGUGUGCAAAGUCGGGGAUGGAGUGAGGUUGCGAGUUACAGAUUGGUUUUCUGGGUUUAUGCGAUCAUUGGAGCCGUGAAGGCUGGAAUGACGCUCUUGCUCAGUAAGAAUUGUGAGAUUGAGAAAUCUGAGCCUAGAGUGGACGCGGCCGAGGAGCAGCAGCCAUUCCUUGAAGGUGACGAUGCGGGAGAAGAAGAAGAAGAAGAAACCCCUCCGCCUAAACCUGAGCCACCGAAGAAGCCUCGCUGGUUCCAGCUGUCGAAGAAGUCGCAGAUCAUCCUUGCGAAGCUCUGCAGUCUAUUCGUUUUUGACUCGCUCGCGAGUGGAAUGGUUCCAGCAUCGAUGAUUGCAUACUAUGUCUCCCGCAAGUUUGGCAUUGAAGAGGGUACGCUUGGCACAAUCAUGGCAAGUGCGCAGUUUGUGUCGAGUAUGGGAAAUAUGCUCGCAAGCUCAGUGGCAAAACGAAUCGGGCUGAUACGAACAAUGGUCUUCACACAUCUACCGAGCGCAAUCUUUCUUGCUCUACUUCCGGUCCCAUCAUCACUUUUCAUGACCAUCGUGUUACUCGUUGCACGCUCGUCAUUGGCAUCUAUGGAUCAGGCACCCAGAAGUGCCUUUCUAUCCGCUGUCGUCCUGCCCGAGGAGCGGACCGCGGUUAUGGGUGUCGUCAAUACUGUCAAAACCACGAGUCAAAGUUCCGGGCCCUUGAUCACGGGCAUACUGGCUCAGGGCGGCCGCUUCUGGAUUUCGUUUGUAGUAGCUGGUGGCUUGAAGGCUUCCUAUGAUCUGGCAAUGCUUUCCAUGUUC
This is a messenger RNA of Pseudocercospora fijiensis CIRAD86, 1314 nucleotides long. RefSeq lists its product as uncharacterized. Lineage: Eukaryota; Fungi; Ascomycota; Dothideomycetes; Mycosphaerellales; Mycosphaerellaceae. Gene Ontology annotation, molecular function: transmembrane transporter activity. Gene Ontology annotation, biological process: transmembrane transport. The transcript is spliced from 4 exons. The record is from RefSeq and is a predicted model, not a curated record. The annotation marks the transcript as partial. Gene Ontology annotation, cellular component: fungal-type vacuole membrane.